UAGACAAGCACAUGUGAAUGAUCCAACAAUUUGCUCGAAAAAGCUUCAACUACCUACACGAAACGAAUAUGCCCUGAUUAUAGUAUAGAUCCUGCCUAGAGCUGUAAAUUGCUGUCUACUCCCUUUGCCCAUGUCUUGCCUCAGGUAGCUUUAGACUUCGGGUAGUGUGCGUCAUCAAAAUGGGGAUUAAAGGUAUCUACAAGGAGAUCGGCCCGGGGAAGCGUGUAUCCCUGACCAAACUCGCUGUUGAAAAACUCGAGGAAUCAGGCCGGCCCUUGCGAAUUGCCAUAGAUAUCUCUAUAUGGCAGUUUCAAGUCCAAGCCGCGAGAGGUGGCUCGAACCCUGCCAUUCGCACACUCUUUUACAGGUUGUUGCGUCUUCUUGGCUUAUCGAUUCAGCCCAUUUUCGUAUUUGAUGGGCCCAACAAGCCAACCUUCAAGCGAAACAAGCGCUCUGGCCGAGGCGAUGGCGUGGCAACUGCCAUGGCGAAGCGCUUAAUACGGCUGUUCGGCUUUAUAGUCCAUGACGCACCAGGCGAGGCCGAGGCGGAAUGCGCGCUAUUGCAGCAAAACGGCAUUGUAGAUGCUGUGCUGAGUGAGGACGUCGACACCAUAAUGUUCGGCUGUACUCGGACGCUGCGAAAUUGGUCGGCGGAGGGCACCAAGGGGGCGAAAACGCCAACGCAUGUUUCCGUAUAUGACAGCCAGGAGCUUGUUGAUGGUGCCUCGGGUCUGGACCGCGAAGGCAUGGUUCUUGUGGCCCUGAUGAGCGGUGGCGACUAUCUUCCCGAGGGAAUACCUGGCGCCGGCGUUAAGCUGGCUUGCGAGGCUGCUAGAGCAGGGUUUGGCAAAUCGCUUUGUCAAAUCAAGAGGUCCAAUACCUCAGAAUUAGCUAGCUGGAAAGAGUGGUUGACAUACGAAUUACGACAUAAUGAAAGCGGUUUCUUCAGAACACGGCACAAAGCUUUGAACAUUCCUGAUGAUUUUCCAAAUAUGGAUAUACUUCGAUACUACACUCAUCCCGUGGUAUCAACGAUAGCGACACUAGAUCAGUUGAAACAGCAAACGUGGGACAAACCUAUUGAUGUCCAGGGGCUUCGGGAGUUCGUACGUGAAACUUUUGACUGGAGUUACCGGAUAGGAGCGGUGAAGUUUAUCAGGGUUUUGGCACCAUGCCUCUUGGUACGCAAAAUGAUGCAACAAAAACCCGGCACAAGUACAGCUUCUGGAGAAUCAGGACAGGGGCCAUCUGGCUUGGUCAAGGCCAUCUCAACCAGGCGAGCCCAUUUCAGUACAGACGCUACCCCAGAGUUGCGUCUAUCAUUUAUACCAUCUGACAUCGUCGGCUACAAUUUCCAGGAGGAGCCUGACGAAGUAAUAGAUUUUGGGCGUGAUGGCCUAGCCCUUAAUAGCGAUGACGAAAUAGAGGAUAUAGCCGGGGAGGUAGGCGAUGCUGAUUCUACAUCGAAACCAGGUCCAAGGAAACCGUUCAGUCCCACGGAGUCAGAUCUAUUAUGGGUACCGGAAACAAUAGCCCGGGCUGGUAUACCCUCAAUGGUUGAGGAAUGGGAGGAAGCACAGCGUGUAAAGGCUAUAUCUCGAUCUAAACCGAAGGCUUCAAGGAACAAGGCUAAAACAGGAGCAAUAGCAGCAGGAUCACUAGAUAAAUUCGUCAGGAUCACGAAGAAUAUUGGGCCGCAGACGGCGGCGGCCAAGCGGCCAACUCAGCCACCAGUGAGCCUAGGUUCAUCACCUGUUCGGGCUCACCCACCACUGGACUCCCUCCGGGCCUCAUCCCAGAGUACUCAACCAUUCUUUACAUCAAGUCAGGAGACACAGAAAUCUCGACCAGUGAGACCUAGUAAGCUACCCACAUCUAAGCCGUCGCGAUCCGAAAGGAAACCUCCAGGAGGCCCCAAGGCGGACGCCAACACCAACCCUUGGACCAUUGCCAGCUCACAAGGGACACCCAGGCUCACCAAAUCUACAACAUCAUCAUCAACCAAGGCUUCCGAACCGAUUCUCAUAUCCUCUAGCCCGCCUUCGUCGCCUCCCGAGAAUAUUUCUUCCUCUAUGAAUUAUACCAAGGGCAUAUAUAACGACACUAGGGCGGACCCUUUUUCAAUGCAGCCAGUAGGCCCGAGGAAAAGGCGAUCACUGACCCCUAUAGUAGACGAGGUCGAUGUCUCGAGUCGUAGGAGCGCCAGAGACUCGAGUCCCACACCAUCUCCCGCAAUGAAACCACAGCGCAAACUAGCCCGCACAGAGUCAUUACCCAUUGACUCGAGCCCGCGUCGUCCAGAGCGACGAACGACAAGAGGACUCGCACGAGCACAAACUGUCGCAGUCGAGAUUCUACCGUCCGAUUCCGAGGACGGGGAAGAACACAAUGGCGACGAGGAUGAUUUCGAGCUACCACCUCUCAGCAGUCUAAUCAACAAACUCCCCGCCAGCAAAAAGACUCCAAUAGAGACUCCAACUCCCACCUCUUCACCUUCUACAAAACCCACCGGGAACGCACAGACACAACAAAAAGACAAGCCGAAACAAACAACCCUAAAAGAAUCCCUCAACAUCACGAGGACGACAAAACUCUACAUGCCCCGCAAAAGCCAGCCAGGAUUCUUCCGCGAGAUCGACGUCGACGUCGCCGAAGCCGACGCCCUCAAGGGAGAAUUCAUCGCCGCCGCAGCCGCUUCUUCGGGCGGGAGACGGCUGGGGGUGUGGAGGCAGAGCGAUGUCUCUUGUAUCGAUCUCACGGGCGAAGAUUAAGUCCUUAAUCAGCGUGAUUGAGAUAUACAAAAAGGUUAUAUACUUAUAUAUAAGCCGACGGGGGUUGGGAGGGGGGUCUUGGAACGGCGACAAUUUUGGUAUUCAAAAAACAGCAUCUAUCUAGCAUUUGCACUUGCAUUAUCCAUUGAUAGUGUUAACAGGAGGGGUAGAAGCGUUACAUAGAUAUAUAAAAUGCA
Molecule: messenger RNA, 2968 nt
Organism: Xylaria bambusicola
Lineage: Eukaryota; Fungi; Ascomycota; Sordariomycetes; Xylariales; Xylariaceae
Exons: 3
Coding region: 180-2771 (863 amino acids)
Molecular function (GO): 5'-flap endonuclease activity; crossover junction DNA endonuclease activity
Source: RefSeq, a predicted model, not a curated record